CACUAAUGUAAUUUCCACCUCUCUGUAAAGAGCCUACCCGGUGAAAUUUCCUUAUUGGCAAGUCGCAAUACGUUUUGUCCAUUUGGGCCGUGUUGUGGGCGAAAAGUCUACUUGGGCCAAGUCGAUUGAAAGACCACCGUUCACCACCGCCGCCUCCGCCUCCUUCUCCGGCGAACUCCUCCCGACCACCUCCCUUCCCGUUAUCAGGUUCCCCUCUUUCUCCUUUUUCAUGUUUGUGUAAUUGUUCAAAAAGACCGAAAAAAGAACCCUAAUUUUUCCGACGAGAAUUUUGCUAUGAAUAACAAUAACCCAGUUAAGAAUGUUAGUUUAGGAAACUCCGGGCCAACUCCAAUGCAAAUUCCUCAAACUAUGCCGAUUAACCAUAAUAAUCAACCAGCAAGGCGCCAUUUCCCUGGCCAUUUUCAGUUAUCUGAACAACAAUCCCAACGCUCUCAUCCCCAAUUCCAAGCACAAGCACAGGCAUUUAGCCAUUUUAUUACUUCGGGCGUUAACGCGAAUGUUGGUGCUGGUGCUGGUGUGUUGUCUCCUGCUAGUUCAACUCCGAAUACAGGAGGUUCUGGAGGAAGUAGAAAAGUGCUCAAUCGACCACCUUCUCGUACCGGUGGUUCGUCUAGUGGGCAAGCAACUGCUUCACCGCUAAAGACGAUGGAAUUAACGCCUGCUGUACGUAGGAAAAAGAGGAAAGUUUCUGAUAAGUUUAUACCUGAUAAACUGGCUGCGGUUUUGCCUGAGUCUGCACUUUUCUCUCAGUUGCUUGAACUUGAGGCUCGUGUAGAUGCUGCUCUUUGUAGAAAGAAGGUCGAUAUGUCGGAAUCACUUAAGAGUCCUCAACGUUUCCAGAAAACACUUAGGAUUUAUGUGUUCAAUACUUUUGCGAAUCAGACGCGAGGUGAUUCGGAUAGUGUUACGAACGAGCCAGCUUCAUGGUCUCUUAAGAUUAUUGGGAGGAUCUUAGGGGGUGGGCCGGGUUCUGUAGCGUCUGAAAGAGAACAGAAAUUGGGUGUUUCUUGCCCCAAGUUUUCGUCUUUUUUCAAAAAAGUUACUGUUUACUUGGAUCAGAGUUUAUACCCUGAUAACCAUGUGAUUUUGUGGGAUAGUUCGCGUUCACCAGCACUUCAUGACGGUUUUGAGAUUAAGAGAAAAGGGGAUAAGGAGCUUACUGCAAUCAUCAGAAUGGAAAUGAAUUAUAUGCCUGAGAAAUUUAAACUAUCGCCAGCUUUGCAAGAGGUUCUUGGUAUUGAGGUUGAUACACGAGCUAGAGUUUUAUCUGCUUUGUGGUACUACAUAAAAACUAGGAAGCUACAGAUAUCCCUUGACACCUCAUCGUUCACUUGUGAUCCUCCUCUAAGGAGGAUUUUUGGAGAAGAAAAGUUGAAAUUUUCCCAGGUUUCUCAAAAGAUUAAUCCGCAUCUGACUGCCCCUCAACCUAUUCACUUGGAGCACAGGAUUAAGCUAUCUGGAAAUAGCCCAGCUGGGAACACUUGUUAUGAUGUACUGGUUGAUGUUCCCUUCACAGUGCAGAAGGAAUUAUCCACCUUCUUAUCUGAUUUAGAGAAGAACAAGGAGAUUGAUGCAUAUGAUGAAACUAUUUCCACUGCUAUAAAGAAAAUCCAUGAACAUCGGAGAAGGCGAGCUUUCUUCCUGGGAUUUAGUCAGUCACCUGCCGAUUUUAUUAAUGCAUUAGUUGCAUCUCAAGCCAGGGAUCUUAAGCUUGUUUCUGAUGAUUCAACCCGUGAUUCAGAAAUGGAGAAACGUUCUGAAUUCUACAAUCAGACUUGGACUGAAGACGCCGUCGUCCGCUACUUGAACCGCAAUCAUGCUUCUGGUGCUGACCAUUCUGCAAGAAAAUAGGGCCUGUCCUGCCAUCCUUUGGACAAAGACGUCUUACUUAAACUAGGGGAUCUCAUCUAGCUGCUGAUAGCAAAAGAGCAUAUUGUAUAUCAGUCGGGCUUGAAUGUUAAGACAUUUGUCGACUUCGCAAAAGGAUAACGAGGAACGACCUCCUGCGAGCCAAUGUUACUAAUGUGGCGUAGUUGUAAUUAUGUUGGAAAUGCUUUGUUUGUUAAUGGCUGGAGUAGAAUUCACAGCUGAUCAGCAUUUCGUAGUUAGCCAUUCUUGACUUUAUGGUGUUUCGUUAGAUGCAUGCUGGAAUAGGAAAUUGCUCGUUAAUAGUUCAACUUAUUGUAAUUGGUAGAAGCAGCUGAUGUCUACUUUUAUCAUUUCAAUGGAAGGAUAGACAAUUGGUGCUGUAUUUGAUUAGAACCUAGAAUGUGUUAAUCUUAUGGCAAAAGUUGAUCCGCAA
Messenger RNA from Capsicum annuum, 2323 nucleotides. Its product is annotated as SWI/SNF complex component SNF12 homolog. Gene Ontology annotation, biological process: regulation of transcription by RNA polymerase II. Gene Ontology annotation, cellular component: nucleus; SWI/SNF complex. Bases 295 to 1872 code for a protein of 525 amino acids. Lineage: Eukaryota; Viridiplantae; Streptophyta; Magnoliopsida; Solanales; Solanaceae. The transcript is spliced from 2 exons. The record is from RefSeq and is a predicted model, not a curated record.